Messenger RNA from Fulvia fulva, 1578 nucleotides. Its product is annotated as Acetyl-CoA hydrolase. Gene Ontology annotation, cellular component: mitochondrion. Gene Ontology annotation, molecular function: acetyl-CoA hydrolase activity; acetate CoA-transferase activity. NCBI's taxonomy places the organism in Eukaryota, Fungi, Ascomycota, Dothideomycetes, Mycosphaerellales, Mycosphaerellaceae. The record is from RefSeq and is a predicted model, not a curated record. The transcript has 2 exons. The coding region runs from base 1 to 1578 and encodes 525 amino acids. Gene Ontology annotation, biological process: acetate metabolic process.
AUGGCAGCUUCAGCGUUGCUGCGAAGUCGCGUGAGACGACCUUCAUACCUUAACAAGCUCGCCAAAGCAGAGGACCUCAUCGACCUCUUCCCUCACACCUCCUACAUAGGCUGGUCGGGCUUCACUGGUGUAGGCUACCCCAAGAAAGUGCCAACCGCACUCGCCGAGCACGUUGAGAAGAAUGGCUUGCAGGGCAAGCUCAAGUACAACCUCUUCGUGGGAGCUUCGUCUGGAGCAGAGACCGAGAACCGUUGGGCACGCAACAACAUGAUCGAGAGGAGAGCUCCUCACCAAGUCGGCAAAGAGAUCGCAAAGGGCAUCAACAAUGGCAACAUCAGCUUCUUCGACAAGCACCUGAGCAUGUUCCCCGUCGACCUCAUGUACGGCUACUACACGAAACACAAAGAGAACAAUCGCCUCGAUGUCGCCAUCGUUGAAGCCUCAGCAAUCACAGAGGACGGCGGCAUCAUUCCCGGAGCGAGUGUCGGCGCAUCUCCAGAAAUCAUCCAAAUGGCCGACAAGAUCGUCAUCGAAGUCAACACGGCUUCCCCAUCCUUCGAAGGCCUCCACGACAUCACCAUGACUGACCUCCCUCCACGAAGGAAGCCUUAUUUAAUCAUGUCCCCCGAAGACAGAAUCGGCACACCCCAUAUACCCGUAGAUCCAGAAAGAGUUGUAGCAAUCGUCGAAAGCGACUACCCAGACCAAACCCAACCCAACAGCCCCGAAGACGAGAACUCCCGCGCCAUAGCCGCCCACCUCAUCGACUUCCUCAAACACGAAGUGAACCACGGCCGCCUGCCCGAGAAUCUCCUUCCCAUCCAAUCCGGAAUCGGCAACAUCGCCAACGCUGUUGUAGGAGGCCUCGCGUCCGGCGGUGCAAACUUCAAGAACCUCAAAGUUUGGACCGAAGUCCUGCAGGACUCAUUCCUGGAUUUGUUCGACAGUGGAAAUCUCGACUUCGCCACAGCGACCUCUAUCCGCUUCUCGCCCGAUGGGUUUCACCGUUUUUACGAGCGGUACAAGGACUAUGCUCCCAAAUUACUGCUUCGCUCGCAGCAAGUCAGUAACUCCCCAGAGAUAAUCCGAAGACUCGGUGUCAUCGGCAUGAACACACCAGUUGAGGUCGACAUUUAUGCCCACGCAAACUCGACCUGCGUCAUGGGAUCCAGGAUGCUGAACGGUCUAGGUGGGUCUGCCGACUUCCUACGAAGCUCGAAGUACUCGAUCAUGCACACGCCCUCGACUCGUCCUUCCAAGACCGACCCAACUGGUGUUUCCUGCAUUGUUCCAAUGUGCACACACGUGGAUCAGACGGAGCAUGAUCUCGAUGUGAUUGUCACUGAGCAAGGUUUCGCGGAUGUGAGGGGAAUGUCGCCGAAAGAGAGGGCGAGGGAGAUUAUCAAGAAGUGCGCGCAUCCGGACUAUUAUCCGAUUUUGAAGGACUACUUUGACAAGGCCGAGUUUGAGUGUCUGAGGAAGGGAUGGGGACAUGAACCGCAUUUGCUGUGGAACGCGUUUGACAUGCAUAAGCACCUGAAUGAGCAUGGGACGAUGAAGCUGCCGACGUGGGGAUAG